AUCCAUGCAGUGUGGCUUACUUCUCUCCUUUUUUGUUUUCAGGAGCAACAGUUGGUAUGUGUGACAUUAAAGAAGAACCUCGAGAGGAAUCUUCACAGGAAGAUCCAAACAUAGAAGUGAAAACAGAGGCUUACAAUGUUGUGCCUUUGGGAGGACAGGAACCAAUGAGACAUAGAUGCGCCACAACAUCAGAAGCAGCAACACUUGGGAUGUGUCACAUUAAAGAGGAACAUCAAGAGAACUCUUCGAAUGAACAUCAAAUUGUACAAGUGAAGACAGAGCCUUACAAUGUUGCACUCUUGGCAGAGAAGGACCAGAUGGGACACAGCUGUCUGUCAGCAUCAGAGGGAGCAAGAGGAAGCACUGGUUUGCUCCACAUUAACGACCAGCCCAGAGGCACUUGUGAUCAAGCAUCUUCUGGUUGCACUUCUUCAGAGGCACAGUUCAAUAUCAGCACAAUAACCGUUGAAGCGCAGUUCGACAACACUUCACCAGUCACUAUGGACAGUCCUCCCAUGGAGCAACCUCGAGACCAGAGCAAGCCAUGUGCACUUGCGUGCACGUCGAAAGACAGCCGGAGACGUCACAUGCUUGCACAGUGUCACAAUGAGUCUGAAAAGUGUCCAGCUACUCCAUCGAGGGAUCAGAUGGGAGAGGAGGGUUUUAGGUACGACAUCUGUCCCUCUGCAUUCUUGCCGUCUGGCAGUGACACGAGUCACGUGUCAAAGCGUACUGACGAGGAGUCAUGCAAGUCCGACCACUGUCCUGCACAGUUCCACCAGAGGAGGAGUCUGCGGUGUCACAUGCAAACGCACAUGAACCAGCAGUUGUACAAGAAUGAUACCUGCCCUGCAAAGUUCAGCCGUAUUGUGCACCGGCGGCUUCGCAAGCGAGCACACACUCGAGAAAAACUAUACAAGUGUGAUGCCUGCCCGGCAGAGUUCAGCCGGACCUGGCACCUACAGCGUCACAAGCGGACACACAGGGGUGAGAAACCGAAUAAGUGCGAUCUCUGUCCCGCUGAGUUCAGCCAGAGCAAGAGCCUGUUGGAUCACAAACUGACGCACAUGGGCGAAAAAACACAGAAGUCCAAUGUUUGCCCUGCGGAGUUCGGUCGGAGAAGGAGCUUUCAGAAGCACAAGUGGACACACACGAGCAAGAAGCCAUAUAAGUGCGAUGCCUGCCCAGCGAAGUUCAGCCAUAACGAACAUCUCCAGCGUCACAAGCGGACACACACCGGCGAGAAACCAUACAAGUGCGAUGCCUGCCCAGCAGCGUUCAGUGAGAGAGGGAACCUACAGCAGCACAAGCGGACCCACACGGGCGAGAAGCCAUACAAGUGCGAUGUCUGCCAAGCGAAGUUCAGCCAGAGCGGGCACCUACAGCGUCACAAGCAGACACACAAAGGCGAGAAACCAUAUAAGUGCGAUCUCUGUCCUGCUGGGUUCAGCAAGAGCAAGAGCCUGUCAGAUCACAAACUGACGCACACGGGCGAGAAGCCAUACAAGUGCGAUGCCUGCCCAGCGAAGUUCAGCCGUAACGAACACCUCCAGCGUCACAAGCAGACACACACCGGCGAGAAACCAUACAAGUGUGAUGCCUGCCAAGCGGAGUUCAGUGAGAGAGUGAACCUACAGCACCACAAGCAGACACACACGGGCGAGAAGCCAUACAAGUGCGAUGUCUGCCCAGCGAAGUUCAGCCAGAGCGGGCACCUACAGCGUCACAAGCGGACACACAGGAGCGAGAAGCCGUACAAGUGCGAUCUCUGUCCUGCUGGGUUCAGCCAGAGCAAGAGCCUGUCGUAUCACAAACUGACGCACACAGGCAAGAAAACAUACAAGUGCAGUGUUUGUUCUGCAGAGUUUGGUCAUAGAGGGAACUUACAGCAGCACAAACUGACACACACGGGCGAGAAGCCAUACAAGUGCGAUGUUUGCCCAGCGAAGUUCAGCCAGAGCGGGCACCUACAGCGUCACAAGCGGACACACAGGAGCGAGAAGCCGUACAAGUGCGAUCUCUUUCCUGCUGGGUUUAGCCAGAGCAAGAGCCUGUCGGAUCACAAACUGACGCACACAGGCAAGAAAACAUCCAAGUGCAGUGUUUCUUCUGCGGAGUUUGGUCAGAGAGGGAACUUACAGCAGCACAAGCUGACACACAUGGGCGAGAAGCCAUACAAGUGCAAUGCCUGCCCAGCGAAGUUCAGCCAUAACGAACAUCUCCAGCGUCACAAGCGGACACACACCGGCGAGAAACCAUACAAGUGCGAUGCCUGCCCAGCGGCGUUCAGUGAGAGAGGGAACCUGCAGCAGCACAAGCGGACACACACGGGCGAGAAGCCAUACAAGUGUGAUGUCUGCCCAGCGAAGUUCAGCCAGAGUGGGCACCUCCAGCGUCACAAGCGGACACACAGGGGCGAGAAACCGUACAAGUGCGAUCUCUGUCCUGCUGGGUUCAGCCAGAGCAAGAGCCUGUCGUAUCACAAACUGACACACACAGGCACGAAAACAUCCAAGUGCAGUGUUUCUUCUGCGGAGUUCGGUCAGAGAGGGAACUUACAGCAGCACAAGCUGACACACACGGGCGAGAAGCCAUACAAGUGCGAUGCCUGCCCAGCGAAGUUCAGCCAUAACGAACAUCUCCAGCGUCACAAGCGGACACACACCGGCGAGAAACCAUACAAGUGCGAUGCCUGCCCAGCGGCGUUCAGUGAGAGAGGGAACCUGCAGCAGCACAAGCGGACACACACGGGCGAGAAGCCAUACAAGUGUGAUGUCUGCCCAGCGAAGUUCAGCCAGAGUGGGCACCUCCAGCGUCACAAGCGGACACACAGGGGCGAGAAACUGUACAAGUGCGAUCUCUGUCCUGCUGGGUUCAGCCAGAGCAAGAGCCUGUCGUAUCACAAACUGACACACACAGGCACGAAAACAUCCAAGUGCAGUGUUUCUUCUGCGGAGUUCGGUCAGAGAGGGAACUUACAGCACCACAAGCUGACACACACCGGCGAGAAACCAUACAAGUGCGAUGCCUGCCCAGCAAAGUUCAGCCAGAGCGGGCACCUACAGCGUCACAAGUGGACACACAGGGGCGACAAACCGUACAAGUGCGAUCUUUGCCCUGCGGAAUUCGGGCAGAGAGGGAACUUACAGCAGCACAAGCGGACACAUACGGGCGAGAAGACAUACCAGUGCGAUGCAUGCCCGGCGGAGUUCAGCCAGAACGGACAGCUCCAGCGUCACAAGCGAACACACACCGGCGAGAAACCAUACAGGUGUGGUGCUUGUCCAGCGGAGUACAGUGAGAGAAGGAGCCUGCAGCAGCACAAGCGGACACACAUGGGUGUGAAGCCAUACAAGUGCGAUGCCCGCCGUGCUGACCUCUGCCUGAGGAGGAACCUACGGCAGCGUAAGCGGACACACACGGGCGAGAUGCUAUACAUGUGUGAUGUCUGCCCUGGUAAUUUCAGCCUGAGCAGGAACCUACGGCAGCACAAGCGGGCAUACACGGGCGAGAAGCCAUAAAAGUACGAUGUCUGUCCUGCGGAGUUCAGUCAGAGCAGACACCUACAGAGUCACAAGACAGACAGACUCGAAGCCAUACAGGAGCAUUCCCUGUUCUGCAAACUUGAGGUAGUGCCAAACCUGCAGCGUUACAACUGCAUGCAGGUACAUGGGUGUGAUGCCCUACAAAUGCUACUUCUGUUAUGCAGGGAUCAGUCACAGGACCAGCAGGCACCAGUCAGCGAACCAAAUAGCUGCUGGCUGAGCACGAGCUAGUUCAGCCAGAGCAGGAACCUGUGGCUUCACAUGUCUCCACAAGGCACUUGAGAUUUGAAACUGUGCAAGUACAGAUGCCAUGUACACGUGAAAGAAUCCGUCCAAUUAAGUGUCACUUCUGUGCUGUUGUAUGUCCUUCAUGAACACAUGAUGAUGCGCAGGGAGAAAAGGCUAUGCAGAAGCUGUCUAUAUCCUAUCCCAUUUUAUUUCUGCUUUUUUUCCUGGUGGAAUGUUUCAAAACUUGCUCGCAUGAACAAACUGAGGUUCAAAAAUAGUUGGAUUGGAGCUGGAUUUGGUGGUGAUGCAUUGAAGUGUCACGAAACCCAGUGCCGGGGAGACAAACAGACAUGAAAAAGACAUCCUCUCACAGGCUCUGAACUGCAGAGGACGGUUCAUUUCCAUGAGCAACAUGCUCUUACAUUGCUCCCUUCCCUCUUUUUCUUCCUCUCAUGAUGAAUGGGUAUCUUCUUUAUCGUUGACUACUGAAGCGCGGAAGGAACAUGGACACGAGAGGUAAGGGAAACACAAGCGCUUGUGCUUGUCUUACAUCUCUUGUUCAUACUCCUUUGGCACUUCGUUAAUCAGACCAGGGAUAGUCAUCAAACUAGCAAAGCUAUCUACCAUUGUGCUUCUCUUGAGGCUUCCAUUGUUUUAUGCCGUACGUCUCGUCUGUUUGUGAAGUGAACAAAGAAAUCGACGUAAAGAAAUAAAAAAAAAGAUUUCCAACCACUUACAUAUGCCAACUUGAUACC
Messenger RNA from Ornithodoros turicata, 4528 nucleotides. Its product is annotated as zinc finger protein 107-like. The transcript is spliced from 3 exons. Bases 57 to 3521 code for a protein of 1154 amino acids. Gene Ontology annotation, cellular component: nucleus. Lineage: Eukaryota; Metazoa; Arthropoda; Arachnida; Ixodida; Argasidae. Gene Ontology annotation, molecular function: DNA-binding transcription activator activity, RNA polymerase II-specific; RNA polymerase II cis-regulatory region sequence-specific DNA binding. Gene Ontology annotation, biological process: regulation of transcription by RNA polymerase II. The record is from RefSeq and is a predicted model, not a curated record.